AUGCUUUCUAGGAAGGAAAAUUUAUCCAAGAAUCCUUCUAUCGAAAAAGAUCUAAUGAAUAAAAUUCAAGAACUCGAAGAAAGCAAAGGAAGAAUUCUUGAGAUGGCAAAGGACGAAGCUCUUCAAUACAGAGUCCUCCUCAAAGAGCUAAUUUCAGCUGACAAGAGUGCUCUAGAGCUGUUAGAGUUAAUAGAAGCUGGAAAAAUAAAGCAAGUCAAAAAUGAGCUUUGAAGAAAGAAAGCUCUGAUGUUAGCAAGAUUCCAGUCUUCAGAAUUCGAGCUGGAAAUGAAAGAGAGCAGCUUUUUAUUAGAAGGAUCAAUUGGUCAAGCAUACAAAACAAGACCAGCGUUUUCUUUGGAGCUCAGCUCAAUUUGCUCAGCUUCAGAUGAAAAAAUCUCUACAAAUGAUACAAUUUUUGAAGAUCUCAAAGAAAAUUUGAAAAAGGCUCAACAAGGGAGCUUAGUUCUUAAAAAAAAAAGAGAAGCUCAAAGAAAAGCUUGAAGUCGCAAAAAUAAAUGCGUAGUUAAAUACCGAUAA
Blepharisma stoltei is the source of this 537-nucleotide messenger RNA. The record is from the annotation of a GenBank genome assembly. NCBI's taxonomy places the organism in Eukaryota, Ciliophora, Heterotrichea, Heterotrichida, Blepharismidae.